This is a messenger RNA of Trichomycterus rosablanca, 1115 nucleotides long. RefSeq names its product growth arrest and DNA damage-inducible protein GADD45 gamma-like. NCBI's taxonomy places the organism in Eukaryota, Metazoa, Chordata, Actinopteri, Siluriformes, Trichomycteridae. The coding region runs from base 1 to 465 and encodes 154 amino acids. Gene Ontology annotation, cellular component: cytoplasm; nucleus. The record is from RefSeq and is a predicted model, not a curated record. The transcript has 3 exons. Gene Ontology annotation, biological process: regulation of cell cycle.
AUGACUUUUGAGGAAGUUGCCAUCCAGAUGCCCGCCGAGAGAGCCCCGUGUGCCGGGAGCGCCCUGGAGGAGGUCCUGGUCUCCGCCAAGGAGAACGACUGCCUCACCAUGGGCGUCUACGAAUCUGCAAAAGUGAUGAAUCUAGAUCCAGACAGUGUUUCCUUCUGCGUCCUGGCGAUGGAUGAAGAGUUCGAGUGUGACAUCGCUCUGCAGAUCCACUUCACCCUCAUCCAGGCUUUCUGCUUCGAUAACGACAUCAGCAUUGUCAGAGUGAACGAUAUGCAACGCCUGAAUGAGCUGGUUGGAGACAAAUCCAGCCAGUCCGAAGACCCUCAUUGCAUUCUGAUCACGACUUCUGCUGAUGGUUCUUGGGAGGACCCGUCUCUGGAGAAGCUGCACAUGUUCUGUGAAGAAAGCCGGCGCUCCAACGACUGGCUCCCAGAGAUCAUCCUGCCCGCUCGUUGAUCUGACCCCGGGUCUCACUUCUGGCUGUAACCCUUAAAGCAAAUCCAUUCAUCUUUUAAACAAGGAUGAUGAUGAUGAUGCUUCAUCCCUGGAUGCUCCUGAGGAGGCUAACCGGUCCAGGCAGCGCGAGGCAGGCCCGAGCGGCCCCUCGCGGUCUCGUCGCUUCUCGUCCCGUCCAUGCCAAGAUGGUCCUCCUUCUUUAUGUGAACGAGGCCAGGCAUGCCACGAGAGCGACCCAGCGGCCCUCAUUCUUUGUGCGGAUGAGGUUUGGAGAGGAAGGAUAAAAGCGAGUUUGUGUUUGUCUACAACGCAGACUUCGCCAGUGCGUCAGACACGCAGAGGACGCGGCGGUGCGUCAGAGCGGCGUUCGGACGGAAAACGGACUCUUGACAUCUAGGACGUUUUUCAGAAAGAACGUGAUUGCUGCACGACAUAACGUAGCUUAUCGUCGGCAAUGUGCUUUCCACUUUCCAGAGUUGUCUUAUUCUCUAAAGGUUUAACUUUAGAAAGAUUUUAUGGCAAAUUCUAAAGGUUUCACUUUAGAAAUAUUAAUAUGAUUAAAAAAACAAAACAAAAAUAUGACUAACUUUAAUGUAACUUCUGUUUUAACUAAUGUAUUUAAAACUAAUAAAAAACAUUGAAAUGUAAAA